AUGGCGGCGCCGGCGCAGCCAGCUCUCGAGAUCAAGGUUCACCGUCACGGAUGGGAAGAGCAGUACUCUGAUCGGGGUACAGGGGCAAGGCAAGACUUGACCACCUGGCGACCGAAAGACCCUCUGGACCCGAAUCACUUUCGUGUCUCCCACACUGCCACCAACUCCCGCCACCCCCCUUGUGCUGAGCCACUCGUCGUGACACCACUCAGUGAAGGUUGCUUGGCAAAGCCGCUGUACUGUGAGUGCGUCUGGACUGAUAUGGGUGUCCACAUGGACAAUCGUGGCAUCUCGCCGGGCACAUGUAAGCCUGCGCAUGAGAUCGACCCGUGGUUUCGCUGUGUGAAGGACACUCUGGUUGCCCCUACUGGUCGCACGGCAAAGCUGUGGACUGACGCCGGCUCCCGUGGGAAAUAUGAUGGGGGUGUGUGGAUGAUCGCUGGCUCUGAUGGAUUUGCAGCGGGGUCUGGAAAGACCUACGAGGGGGGAGUGCGACAUCAGGAGUACAAGCUCAUUUAG
Molecule: messenger RNA, 519 nt
Organism: Symbiodinium natans
Lineage: Eukaryota; Dinophyceae; Suessiales; Symbiodiniaceae
Source: the annotation of a GenBank genome assembly